UGUCAUAAGCCCCGGCCGGCAUGUUGCCUUCAAGUACGCCAGGGUCGACUUUGAAGUGAUUUCCCCAGAGGCUGGUGAAAUGAUUUGUUUUUGUUUUAUUCCAACAUGGACAGUUUAUGUAAAGUGAUGACGACGGGGGCAAAGAUAAAUAUCCCACGCUAAAAAUGAUGUUUUCAGUCGCUAUCUUGGAUGGUGAGUUCAGGGGUGGAGCGCCGGUGUCGGACAUUGGAGCGUCAGGGGCGUUCCAGUUUCUGAUGGAAUUGGAGCACAAAGUCAUCAUCGUGGGUUUGGACAACGCGGGCAAGACGACCAUCCUCUACCAGUUUCUGACCAAGGAAGCUGUCCACACGUCGCCGACCGUGGGCAGCAACGUGGAGCAGCUGGUGGUGAGAAACACCCACUUUCUGGUGUGGGACAUCGGAGGCCAGUCCAACCUGCGCAGCAGCUGGUACGCCUACUACUGCAACACCGAGAUCGUCAUCCUGGUGGUGGACAGCACCGACCGCGCGCGACUCACCCUCACCAAAGACGAGCUGCACCGAAUGCUCGCCCAUGAGGACCUUCAAAACGCUGCCGUGCUGGUCCUGGCCAACAAACAGGACGUGAAAGGCUCCAUGACGGCGGCCGAGAUCUCACGCUGCCUCACGCUGGACGCCAUCUCCACGCACACCUGGCAUGUCCAAGCCUGCUGCGGGCUGACCGGGGAAGGCCUCACUGCCUGUCUGGACUGGAUGAGGUCAAAGGUCGUGAAAAGCUGAAAAUCCCCCUCAAAGUGGGGGUUCAAAGGUUACCAUGUGAGGAUUCUUUCACAGCACAGCACUGGAACACAAGCUACCUCAGCAGACCCCAUACUCUUUUAUGAAGGAUGUCCCGAUCCGAUACGUACAGCAAGUAUCGAAUGAUAUCAGCGUGCAUCUAAAAUCAAAAUGUCAUCCAGUAUGCACAAAGGGUUGGUCUUUGGUAGGCUAUAGGCUAGUGGGAGCUAGCAGCUACACAACAGCUAAGCACACGAUAGCACUCAAGCUAGACGCGUAAUAAGUGGCUUUAAUUGAACAAUAUUGCAGCCUAAAUCAGCACAUUUCUCAGUACAAGCAAGUAGCAGCUACACAACAGAUGAGCACACAACAGCACAUAAGCUAGACGCGUAAUAAGUGGCUUUAACUGAUCAAUAUCGCGGCCUAAAUCAGCACAUUUCUCAAUACAAGCAAGUAGCAGCUACACAACAGAUGAGCACACAAUACCACAUAAGCUAGACGCGUAAUAAGUGGCUUUAAUUGAACAAUAUUGCAGCCUAAAACAGCAAAUUUCUCAGCACAAGCAAGUAGCAGCUACACAACAGAUGAGCACACAAUAGCACAUAAGCUAGACGCGUAAUAAGUGGCUUUAACUGAUCAAUAUUGCAGCCUAAAACAGCAAAUUUCUAAAUACAAGCAAGUAGCAGCUACACAACAGAUGAGCACACAAUAGCACAUAAGCUAGACACGUAAUAAGUGGCUUUAAUUGAACAAUAUUGCAGCCUAAAACAGCAAAUUUCUCAAUACAAGCAAGUGGCAGCUACACAACAGAUGAGCACACAAUAGCAUAUAAGCUAGACACACGUAAUAAGUGUCCUUAAUUAAACAAUAUCGCGGCCUAAAACAUCACAUUUGUCAGUAUAAACAAGUAGCAACUACACAACAGCUAAGCACACAAUGGCACUAAAGCUAGACACACGUAAUAAAUGUCCUUAAUAAAACAAUAUUGCGGCUUAAAAGAGCAAAUUUCUCAAUAGAAGCAAGUAGCAGCUACACAACAGCUAAGCACACAAUAGCAUUCAAGCUAGAUACACAUAUGCGCCCUUAAUUGAACAUUAUUGCGGCCUAAAAGAGCACAUUUCUCAAUACAAGCAAGUAGCACCUACACAACAGCUAAGCACACAACAGUACUCAACCUAGGCUAUAGGCUACUAGGAGCUAGCAGCUACACGAUAGCUAAGCAUACAAUAGCACUCAAGCUAGACACGUAAUAAGUGGCUUUGAUUGAACAAUAUUGCAGCCUAAAACAGCGCAUUUCUCAAUGCAAACAAGUGGCAGCUACACAACAGCUAAGCAUACAAUAGCACUCAAGCUAGACACACGUAAUAAGUGUCCUUUAAUCAAAUAUAUUACGUCCUAAAACAGCACAUUUCUCGAUGCAAUCAAGUGACAGCUACACAACAGCGAAGCACACACUAGCACUCAAUGUUAGUUAGCUUAGCUGUCAGGUUUUACUCUACCAAGGAGGGAGUUAAAAAUGCAUUAACUGAAGAAAAUAGUCGUCAAUUAUGGAGUGCCAAAUGGGGAAAACAUUUAAUAAAUAAUUAAUACAAAUUUAAUUUACUUAAUGUAAAAUAUUUAAUUAUUGAUUUCAUGACUUAAUGAUGUAUUUACUUAUUUUUAAUCAUUGUGUACUACACUAUAAUAAUGAAAUCAUUAACUGAAUGAGUAAAUCAUUGAAUGUAAUUUUACAAUGUAUUUAAUUCCAAUUCCAAACAAUUCCUCGGAAAUAUAAUUUAAUUUUAUUUUAUUUUGUCCAAUUUGGCCUCCCUAGUCAAUAAAAAUGUUUACAAAUGUUUUUAUUUUUCUGUGAUGAAAUCAUGAAAAUGGGCGCCUCUUAAUUUUACAUUAAGUAAAUGAAUGACACGUUUCAUAACACAUUCAUACAUUUAUUUUCAAUAAUAAUUAAAUAAUAGUUAUUUAAAUAUGUAUAUAUUUAUUUUAUUUUGUCCAAUUUGGCCCUCCAUAGUCCAUCGAUCAAAAUGUGUGCAUUUUAUUUAUUUUUCUGUGAUCGACUCAUGGAAAUUAGUGCUUUGUAAUUUUACAUUUAAUAACACAUUUAUACAUUUAAUUCAAAUUAAACAUGUAUUUAUUUAUUUUUUAUAUUUUGUCCUAUUUGGCCAUCCGUGGUCAAUGGAUUAACAUUUUUGCAAUUUAUUUUUGUGUGAUCAACUCAUGGAAAUUAGCGCCUUGUAAUUUUAAAUCACUGACACAUUUAAUAACACAUUUAUACAUUUCAUUCCAAUUAUCAGUAAAAACUGACAAAUGUCAUUAUUUAAAUAGGUAUUUAAUUUAUUUUGUCCAAUUUGGCCAACCAUUAGUUCAUGUAUCACAAUUGUUAUUGUUAUUGAGUGAAUAAAACGCACUUCAUUGUGUUUUGGUUGAAUUACAAUUCAUGUAUUUUUCUUUAAUAAAAUCAAACUAAUUUGAUUAACACCUUGUAAUUUUAUAUACCGUAUUUCCUUGAAUUGCCGCCGGGGCGCUAAUUAAUUUAAAACCUCUUCUCACUCCUGCGCUUACCAAAGGCAUGCGAUAAAAGUAAGCAUGCGCUAAUUAUUUUAAAAACUCUUCUCACUCCGGCACUUACCAAAGGUAUGCAGUAAAAAUUUGAGUGUGAUGUAAGCUUGGAACUUAAAUCCAAAAAAUUCCUGAAGGAAUUGCGUGUGAAUGCUCCAAUGCUGAAGUUGAACUUCAAAAUGACUAAUUGUUGAAGUACAUCUCAAAAUUCCUGAACUUGCUGAAUAUUUUGAAGUUGGAACGGUUUGAAUCGGAUGAAAAAUGUGGGAAUUGUGGAACUUUGAAAAAUGUCCCAUUCAUUUUGAUGGGAAUUUUUUGGAAAAGCGGGAAUUUUUUGGGAAAAAGCAAACAAUUUUUGGAAUGUUGUGAAUGAGUUGAAUUGGUUGGUGUUGAAAUUUUUCCAAUGGUCGAGAAAUGUUGAAGUAGUAACAUUUUUCAUUGAGAAAUGGUAUUACGGAGUUCCUGGAAUUUCGGGAAAACCUGGAAUUUUUUACUGUUAAAAAAACCAACUUUUUUUUUUUUGUCCUGAUUAAGAGGAAUGAUUUGACGGUGGAACGGUUAAAAAAAUAUGGAAGGGUGAAAAAAGGUUUUGAAAAAAACGGGAAUUCAUGGAAAUUUUUGGAACUUGGAAAAAUGAUCGUUUGAAUUUCCAGGAUGAGUGGAAUGCGUUGAAUAGGUUGAAAAAUGUGAAAAUGGCCAAUUCAUUUUGAAUGGGAAAAAUGUCCCGGAAAACCUGGAAAUCUGGGAAUUUUUGCUAAUUUGUGGGCUAUUAAAGGCCUACUGAAAUGAGAUUUUCUUAUUUAAACGGGGAUAGCAGAUACUUGAUCAUUUCGCGAUAUUGCCAUAUUUUUGCUGAAAGGAUUUAGUAGAGAACAUCCACGAUAAAGUUCGCAACUUUUGGUCGCUAAUAAAAAAGCCUUGCCUGUACCAGAAGUAGCAGACGAUGUGCGCGUGACGUCACGGGUUGUGGAGCUCCUCACAUCCUCACAUUGUUUACAAUCAUGGCCACCAGCAGCGAGAGCGAUUCGGACCGAGAAAGCGACGAUUUCCCAAUUAAUUUGAGCGAGGAUGAAAGAUUUGUGGAUGAGGAAAGUGAGAGUGAAGGACUAGGGAAAAAAAAAAUAGACGGCAGAGCGAUUCAGAUGUUAUUAGACACUUUUACUAGGAUAAUUCUGGAAAACCCCUUAUCUGCUUAUUGUGUUACUAGUGUUUUAGUGAGAUUAUAUGGUACCUGAAAAUCGGAGGGGUGUGGCGACCGCCAGUGUCUCCGGUGGGAGGAUGUAAGAGAGUCCACAAGCUCCACUCAUGUCUAAGGUAAGAGCCGACUUAUUACCACAAUUUUCUCACCAAAACCUGCCGGUUGACAUGUGGUCUGGAACCAUGUUCACUUGACCGCUCUGUUCCAUAGUAAAGCUUCACCUUCGGGAAUGUAAACAAGGAAACACCGUCUGUGUUUGUGUUGCUAAAAGCAGCUCCAAUACGCCGCUUCCCACCUACAUCUUUCUUAUUUGACGUCUCCAUUAUUAAUUGAACAAAUUGCAAAAGAUUCAGCAACACAGAUGUCCAGAAUACUGUGUAAUUAUGCGAUUAAAGCAGACGACUUUUGGCCGUGAUCGGUGCUGGAAGAACAUAUCAUACGCACCAUCAUUCCGCGACGUUUUCAACAGGAUACUUCCCGGGAAAUUUAAAAUUGUAAUUUAGUAAACUAACCCGGCUGUAUUGGCAUGUGUUGCAAUGUUAAUAUUUCAUCAUUGAUAUAUAAACUAUCAGACUGCGUGGUGGGUAGUAGUGGGUUUCAGUAGGCCUUUAAAUAAGAAAAUCUCAUUUCAGUAGGCCUUUAAAGGGGAACAUUAUCACCAGACCUAUGUAAGCGUCAAUAUAUACCUUGAUGUUGCAGAAAAAAGACCAUAUAUUUUUUUAACCGAUUUCCGAACUCUAAAUGGGUGAAUUUGGGCGAAUUAAACGCCUUUCUGUUUAUCGCUAUGUGGUGAUGACGUCAGAACGUGACGUCUCCGAGAUAAUACAGCCGCCAUUUUCAUUUUCACCACAUUUCAAACACCGGGUCUCAGCUCUGUUAUUUUCCAUUUUUUCGACUAUUUUUUGGAACCUUGGAGACAUCAUGCCUCGUCGGUGUGUUGUCGGAGGGUGUAACAACACUAACAGGGAGGGAUUCAAGUUGCACCGAAGAUGCGAAAGUGGCAGGAAAUCUGCCGCCAGACCCCCAUUGAAUGUGCCGGAGUGUCUCCACAUUUUACCGGCGAUGACAGACAUGGCACAGAGAUGUAUGGAUAACCUGCAGAUGCAUUUGCAACGAUAAAGUCAACGAAAUCACAAAGGUGAGUUUUGUUGAUGUUGACUUAUGUGCUAAUCAGACAUAUUUGGUUGCGGCGUGACUGCCAGCUAAUCGAUGCUAACAUGCUACGCUAAUCGAUGCUAAUAUGCUAUUUACCGGCGGUGCUUAAGCAGACAUGGCACAGAGAUGUAUGGAUAACCUGCAGAUGCAUUUGCAACGAUAAAGUCAACGAAAUCACAAAGGUGAGUUUUGUUGAUGUUGUUGACUUAUGUGCUAAUCAGACAUAUUUGGUCACGGCGUGACUGCCAGCUAAUCGAUGCUAACAUGCUACGCUAAUCAAUGCUAACAUGCUAUUUACCGGUGGUUCUAAAGCAGACAUGGCACAGAGAUGUAUGGAUAACCUGCAGAUGCAUUUGCAACAAUAAAGUCAACGAAAUCACAAAGGUGAGUUUUGUUGAUGUUGUUGACUUAUGUGCUAAUCAGACAUAUUUGGUCGCGGCGUGACUGCCAGCUAAUCGAUGCUAACAUGCUAUUUACCGGCGGUGCUAAAUCAGACAUGGCACAGACAUGUAUGGAUAACCUGCAGAUGCAUUUGCAACUAUAUGACGUUUCCUUCCACUCACAUUUAAUGCCAAACAAACACUUACCAAUCGAAGGAUUUAAGUUGCUCCAGUGUCACAAGAUGCGAAAGUCCUGAUCGUUUGGUCCGCACAUUUUACCGGCGAUGCUAACUCAGCUAUUCGGCCAUGCUAUGGCUAUGAAUAGCGUCAAUAGCUAUUCGCUCAAUAGCUUCAGUUUCUUCUUCAAUACUUUCAUUCUCCAACCAUUCGUUUCAAUACAUGCGUAAUCUGUUGAAUCGCUUAAGCCGCUGAAAUCCGAGUCUGAAUCCGAGCUAAUGUCGCUAUAUCUUGCUGUGCUAUUCGCCAUUGUUUGUUUACAUUGGCAGCACUGUAUGACGUCACAGGAAAAUGAACAGUGGCUUUGAGAGAGCGAAAAUAAGGCACUUUAAAGCUUUUUUUUAGGGAUAUUCCGGGACCGGUAAAAUUUUGAAAAAAAUUUCAAAAAAUACAACAAGCCACUGGGAACUGAUUUUUAUUGUUUUUAACCCUUUUGAAAUUGUGAUAAUGUUCCCCUUUAAGUCUUUAUUACUUAGAAUAUGUUCCCCAUACUAAAGUGUUACCAAAAACAUACAACUUUGUCUUGAAUUUGAAAUAUAUUUUUUUUAAUUUUUCACUAAAAAAAGGUUCGGUACCUCCAACAAGGUUAAGAACCACUGUGCUUUAGUGACCUUGUAAAAAUGGCCUUGUUAUGAAUAAACGAUGCAAAAAUAA
Messenger RNA from Nerophis ophidion (straightnose pipefish), 6935 nucleotides. It is a transcript of the gene arl5c, whose product is annotated as ADP-ribosylation factor-like 5C. The record is from RefSeq and is a predicted model, not a curated record. Lineage: Eukaryota; Metazoa; Chordata; Actinopteri; Syngnathiformes; Syngnathidae. The coding region runs from base 165 to 758 and encodes 197 amino acids. The transcript has 7 exons. Gene Ontology annotation, cellular component: cytoplasm; trans-Golgi network. Gene Ontology annotation, biological process: protein localization to Golgi membrane; vesicle-mediated transport; intracellular protein transport. Gene Ontology annotation, molecular function: GTPase activity; GTP binding.